Messenger RNA from Eptesicus fuscus (big brown bat), 2584 nucleotides. It is a transcript of the gene MED28, whose product is annotated as mediator complex subunit 28. The record is from RefSeq and is a predicted model, not a curated record. The coding region runs from base 1 to 537 and encodes 178 amino acids. Gene Ontology annotation, cellular component: mediator complex. The transcript is spliced from 4 exons. NCBI's taxonomy places the organism in Eukaryota, Metazoa, Chordata, Mammalia, Chiroptera, Vespertilionidae.
AUGGCGGCUCCACUGGGAGGUAUGUUCUCCGGGCAGCCACCCGGUGCUCCGCCCCCGCCGCCGGGACUCCCGGGCCAGGCCUCGCUUCUUCAGGCCGCGCCAGGUGCUCCGAGGUCUUCUCCGAGUACCUUGGUGGAUGAGUUGGAGUCAUCUUUCGAGGCUUGCUUUGCUUCUCUGGUGAGUCAGGACUAUGUCAAUGGCACGGAUCAGGAGGAAAUUCGGACUGGUGUUGAUCAGUGUAUCCAGAAAUUUCUGGAUAUUGCAAGACAAACAGAAUGUUUUUUUCUACAAAAAAGAUUGCAGUUAUCUGUCCAGAAGCCAGAGCAGGUUAUCAAAGAGGAUGUCUCGGAGCUGCGGAACGAGCUGCAGCGGAAAGACGCUCUGGUCCAGAAGCACCUGACCAAGCUGCGGCAUUGGCAGCAGGUGCUGGAGGACAUCAACGGGCAGCACAAGAAGCCCGCCGACAUCCCGCAGGGCUCCCUGGCCUACCUCGAGCAGGCGUCUGCUAACAUCCCCGCGCCUAUGAAGCAGAACUGAGUCAAAGCCGCAGGAAACGGUCGCUUCUCGGUGGCAUGACAUUUUGGAAGAACUCUGCCAGAGACUAGACAAUCUUAGUUGCAUGCUCCCACCUAAAAUGUUCCCCGUUUUUUGUUUUUUUUUUUUUCUUGUUUUUUUAAAAUAUAUUUUAUUGAUUUUUUUACAGAGAAGAAGAGAGAGGAAUAGGUAGUCGGAAACAUCGAUGAGAGAGAAAUAUCAGUCAGCUGCCUCCUGCACACCACCCACUGGGGAUGUGCCCGUAACCAAAGUACAUGCCCUUGACCGGAAUCGAACCUGGGACCUUUUAGUCCGCAGGCCAACGCUCUAUCCAAUGAGCCAAAUCCGUCAGGGCUCCCCGUCUUUUAUAAGCUCUUACUUUAUUACUUUAUAAAAUGUGCAUCACUUUGGUAAACCAAGUAAAUAUUCUUGUUUUUAGCAAAAUUUAGACUGUUAGUGUGAUGCCACUAACAUUGCUUUUUAUGUUUCUCUUUUUGCUUAUUUUUUAUGUUUGUGUAACUUUUAAUCUGCUUGUGUUUCCAGUUUUAGAUUAGUUUGUAUCAUGAGGGGAAAACUGUCUGGUCUGAUCUGUGAAUCAAAGGAUGAGGAUUUGGGUUGUAGACCUUUUAUCUUAAUUAACCCCCAGUGGCAGUAGGUAAAAAUAUGUAAAUUUGCCACGUUUCUAGACUUUGAACUACCUCAAGAAGAGGAAUCUAAUACAGCAAUGUUUGUAAUACAUUCAGAGCUCUCAGAAUGAGAUCUUUUGUAAAUACUCGGAAGAGGAUUGUCAUAGCCUAGGUGAGUGCAGUGAUAUUACAGUAGGAUCCUUAAGUUGAUGUUGACUUUUAUUUGUGGUAAGUUUAUAUUUUGUGUGAUGCUUGUGUACUUUUUGGGUUGGGAGGCUGCAGGAGGAGCAGUGACAUGUACAUUUUGUCACAUUCUGCAGUGAAGGAUCAGUCUCUAUAGCAGACCCUGUUCCCACUAGCACGAUGGGCAGAGGUGAAGUGUGAGGGUUAGUCUCUCUUUGUUUUGAGUUUUGUUUGUGUUGUUUAUGUUUUGCUUUUGUGGAGCAGAAAUUUCCCAUUAAGGAAGGUUCUUGCUAAUGGGUGGUGUCGAUUCCAGGGGACGGGGCCUCGGGGUGACUGACCCUCGGUGACUUACUCUCCACAAAGAGCCUCAGCAUUUGGGAAGGUGGUUUACCCUCUCGGUGGUCACACAGGCCAACACGAUUCUUGAUGGAUCUGCUGCUGCUGAGAAAUACAGACCGGUGCUGUGUCUGGCUGUCCCUGAACGAGGCUUUCCUUUCUGGGUUGUUUAGUCUCUGGCUAGAUUACAUCCCUUUACCCCAAACAAGCGCCCCUGUCUCCUGAAGAGGCAGUGCCUCUGGGGCUCGAUAUCUUGACUUGUUUUUUCCAGCCUUGAAGGCCCCUCCCCAUAAGCACUGACAUCUGCUCGUGGUGCCUGGAUGCUCCCUGAAGCCUCCAAAUGCCCUCCCUGCUGUGUCCCGUACCCCCCGUCCCCCCCGCCCAGGACACAGCACUUCCUGUCUCCUAUCAGCCUUGCUUGGUGCUCUCUUGAGGGUUAGUAAUUUGUAUGUGUCUCUGUGCCCCUCAUGAGAAUUAGGCAUUAUUUUCCUCUGAACAUACAGAGAUCAUGUAUUAUUGAUCUCUUCUACAUAGAACUUACUACCCAUUGUUGUUUGUGCAUGUAUGGUAUACAGCUUGAGGCCACUUAGUCCCCUCACUGAACAUGUGUGAGUUAAAUAAAGCUUUAAAAAUAUUUUUUCUCAGAUAACAUGACUUCAGGGUUGUUAACCUGGCCAUCUCAUGCUGAUUAGAAGCUCUGAUUGGCAGCUUUGGAUUUCUUCAUUAAAAACCCAAAUAAACUGAUUUAGGCAUCUUUCAAUAAUAAAGUGGUUCUUGGUGAAAAGUUCAGGAACUGUCGUCCUUGGUGCUUAGUGAAAAGACUUUGAAUUAAUGUAUGUAUCAGUUAUUGCCAUUUUUUAUUAAAUUCAAAAAAUUUCUAGCAAAUAAAUAAUUUUUCAAUCUUC